This is a messenger RNA of Drosophila rhopaloa, 2121 nucleotides long. Its product is annotated as membrane metallo-endopeptidase-like 1. The record is from RefSeq and is a predicted model, not a curated record. Gene Ontology annotation, molecular function: metalloendopeptidase activity. The transcript has 2 exons. The coding region runs from base 18 to 1994 and encodes 658 amino acids. NCBI's taxonomy places the organism in Eukaryota, Metazoa, Arthropoda, Insecta, Diptera, Drosophilidae. Gene Ontology annotation, biological process: protein processing. Gene Ontology annotation, cellular component: plasma membrane.
UCAGUUUUUCGACGACAAUGGAGAGAAUAGUGUGGACCUGCUGUCUGCUACUUUUGCUUGGCUUUGCGGCUGGAUUCAGAACAAUUAGAUCCGUAAAUUCCACCUCCGAUGACCGGAUCCUAAGCUACAUAAAACAGCACAUCGACGAAAGUGCCGAUCCCUGCGAGGAUUUCCAGAACUAUGCCACUGGCAAGUUUCUAGAGGUACACCAGAAGGAAGAUUGUAAUUCCACCCAAGAUUCCAUCAGGAAAAAAUACAAUGGUAAGCUGCAGUCUGUGUUCAACCUGCUGAAGGACCGAGUCUUCAUCGACGAAUUCUCCGUGGAGGAGAAAGUGUGGCGCUACUACAACACCUGUCUCACGGCCCCCAAGAGCACUCGCUCGGCAAGGCACUACUUGGAAUUGCUUCCUCCGGGAUAUAAUUUACCCUGGCCGCCACUCGUUCCCCAAGGAAGUCAGUGGCCAAAGCAAGAGUUCCGGUGGCUGGAGACCUUGGCCAUCUUGCGACGCUUUGGAGAGGAGAACCCUCUGAUCAUCUUGGACAUACAGCAAAACUUUUGGGAAAGUCAUAAAUUCUCUUUACGUUUUAACAUGCCGCAGCUACUCAAGUUAGAUAAUGUAACCGAAAUCCAGGAUCUCUUGAUCAGAACCGGAGUGAACUCAAGAAGGGCUGCUCCUCUGGCAAGGAGCAUAAUACAACUGGACUCUGAUGCUCAUAACCUGAGCAAAAUAGGAGAGCGUUUGGCAGUUACAUACAUCCUUGAAGACGUUCAGAAUCGGACGAAUCUACAGCUGGACAAGUACCUGGAGAUGGUCUUUGGCCGCUCCUUUGAGCCCAGUACCGAAGUGCUGGUGGACAAUAUGGAAUACCUGGAGGGUAUCAACGGGGUCGUAAGCAAGUACGACUCUGAGGUGGUGGCCAGUUACCUGAUGAUUCAGUUUCUUCGCUUUGUAUUUUACUUGGAUGACAGUGAUUCAGAGAGCGAUACCGCCAAAUGCGCCGCUGUCGUCUCAUCUCAAAUGGAGUUGGCCAGCGAUCUGCUGUACGAGAACUAUUACCUGGGAGAGGGAAAGCUGCAGAAGUACACCAAAGAAGUUCAGCGGAUCUUUGAAGCUGUGUCUCAAACUUUUAUGGCCAGGUUGGAAAAGAACCGCUUGCACUUGACCGAUGGCGAAGUCUCUUAUCUGCAGCAGAAACUGCUCGCCAUGAGGCUCAAAGUGGGGAAACUGCCCGAUAACGCCAACCAUCGUCGUUUCGCCACCAAAUUCUACGAAGAUUUGGAACUGCAUCCCUUUGGUGAUUUCGCUGAGGCUCGGCUUAACGUCCUCAGGCACAGAACAAGUCAAUACCUAGACCAAUUGGAUUGGGCUGUUCCCAAGGGAACCGAUUUCUAUCUGCUCACCGGUUACAUGCCAGAAAACGAUCCCAAGCCAGUCUUCUUCGAAUUGCACAACACCAUUCUCUUGCCAUAUGAUAUGCUGCAGGAGCCAUUCUUUUCGCCUGAAACUAGUGACGUGUUCAAAAUGAGCCAGCUGGGAUUUUCCCUGGCUCGCUCAAUGAUGGAGAGCUUCUGGCCCUUCGGCCUGCGCUAUGACAGCCUUGGAAACCUCGGAGAUAAUCUUUUGUCUUUCAAGGAGAAGCAAGGCUAUAUAGAUGGUCUCGCAUGCCUGAACUUUACUACCCGUUCGAAGGAUCUCCUUAAACGUUCGGCCGAUGUGGUGAGCCUAGGACUGGUGUACGAUACUUUCUUUGGAGACAAUUCUAAGUUCAACCAGGAUCAGCCCGCAUUUACCGAGCUGCCGCUGAAGAAGUUGUUUCUGCUGAGCUUCGCCCAGAUGUUCGCGGGCAAUCAGGAGUAUAAGGAUUUCGAGGAAAUGGACUCUGACAAGUUGCGCCUCAGUGAGGCAUUGAGCAAUCUACCAGCUUUUGGGGAAAUUUUCAACUGCCCAGACUCAGCGCCUUUGAAUCGGCCGAAAAAGUGCGAAAUUUGGUAGAUAUUUUUUCUUAUCAAUAUUUGUUUCCUAUCAAAAUAAUUUUUAAAUAAUUUUUUUUAAUAAAGCUUUAAAUAAAUAACAUUUCCUCUUUUUUCAAAUAAAUACUGAAAUUCUCAUAUAGUCACAA